Messenger RNA from Adineta ricciae, 1251 nucleotides. The record is from the annotation of a GenBank genome assembly. Lineage: Eukaryota; Metazoa; Rotifera; Eurotatoria; Adinetida; Adinetidae.
AUGUGUUCUUUCAAUGAGAAGAAGAAUUUAAAUCAUAACGGUAUCGAUCAUUCCACUGGAAAUCAAAUAAAAAACUCGAAAAUGUCUACAAAUAGUGCAUCAUCAACCGUUAAUUCUCAGCUAUCAUCUGAACACCGAAAUAUUCCUGUUUUUCCAUGGUUUGCAAUUGACAUCGGUGGAACGUUAGUUAAACUCGUUUACUUUGAACCACUUGACUUGACACCUGAUGAAAUUCUAACUGAAGGAGACAUUCUCAUGAACAUUCGACAUUAUCUAACAUCAAAUCGUGCCUACGGUGCAGAGGGAUUUCGCGAUGAUGCACUCGAGUUAACGAACAUCAAACUAGGCGGGCGUCGUGGUAACUUACAUUUCAUUCGAUUUCCGACUUCGCAGAUGCACAAUUUUAUUGACUUGUGUGUGAUGAAAAACUUACAUACGUUGACUUUUCAAGUGUUCGCAACAGGUGGCGGUGCUUAUAAAUUCGAACAAGACGCAGUUGAGAAAUUGAAGUUAACCUGGCGUAAAUGCGAUGAAAUUGAAACAUUGAUCAAGGGUUUAAGCUACUUGAGUAAAUUAAAUCCCAACGAAUGUUUCUACUAUGAAGAACCAGAAAAUAAUGCCAAUUUAAAUAAACAUUCACUGAAAUUCGAUAUGAACAAGCCGUUUUUGUUAGUUAACAUCGGAAGUGGAAUUAGUAUUUUACAUGUCGAAUCGGAAACGAAAGUUCGUCGCAUAAGUGGAACAAGUAUUGGUGGUGCUACGUUUCUAGGUUUAUCUUGUUUGUUAACCGAUUGCUCAAGUUAUGAAGAAGCUAUCAAACUGGCAUCCGAAGGUGAUAGUACAAAAGUUGAUAAAUUAGUCAGGGAUAUCUAUGGCGGGGAUUACGAUCGAUUUGGUUUACCAGGACAUAUUGUUGCAAGCAGCUUUGGUCAUAUGAACGCACCGGAUAAACGUGAACAAGCAUCCAAAGCUGAUUUAGCUCGAGCAACAUUAGUAACCGUUUUGAAUAAUAUUGGAUCAAUUUCUAUGAUGUGUGCACGAACUGAAAAUGUGGACCGAAUCUUAUUUAGCGGUAGUUUCCUACGUAUUAAUGAUUUAUCCAUGCGCAUUCUAGCUUAUGCAAUGGAUUAUUGGUCGAAUAAUGAGAUCAAAGCUAUUUUUCUCGAACACGAAGGUUAUUUCAGUGCUGUUGGUUGUCUACGAGAAUUUAUAAUGGAUGAAAAUGAUUUGAUUGCUGCUUCUCAACACUAA